This is a messenger RNA of Paramecium sonneborni, 1508 nucleotides long. NCBI's taxonomy places the organism in Eukaryota, Ciliophora, Oligohymenophorea, Peniculida, Parameciidae. The record is from the annotation of a GenBank genome assembly.
CUAAUUAAUAUAAUAAAAAUUGAAUAAAAGUAAGCUGUUCAUGAUUAAUUCUGAAUCUUAGCCAAUUGCUAUAGUUAGUUUAUAAAUGGAAGAUAGAGUUGAAGAGAUAAAAGUGUAUGAAGGGGAGGAUAUAGAAUUAGAGGUGGAGCUUUUUUGUUAAAGAUAUAAACUUGGUAAUGAUUGUUUAGACUAUCUGGUUAAUUAAAUUAAGCAACAACUAAAACGUGAAUCUUCACCUAAAUUUGGAGAUUUUUAUAAGGAAAGAUUUUUGAGCAAAGGAUCAUUAUAAACAAGAAGCAGUAAUCAGAGUGAUUUUGGACUUAUAACAUCAGCCAGCUCUGAUGAAAAUUAAAUAUCAGCAUAAAAGAGUUAUGAAGAAUGGUAAAGAAACAUUAAUAAGAAAGUUGAGACUAAUUCGAAUUCUAAAUUUUAAUUAUGUGGACAAACAUUAAUUAGUUGUAAGUUAUUUUCAUAAUUAGAAAAUAAUUAAAACAAUUCCAGAGCUAUAAAUAAAAACUAUAAACCAUUUAGAGAAACAAUAAUCUAAAAAUAGGAUAAGAUUAAAUAACAAGAUUAAUCUCAGUUAUGUUUUAAACCAAAUACUUCCAGAAAUUGUAGAUAUUUUGGACAACAAACAAGGAAAGUUGAAGAUAGUUCAUUAUUAAAAAUUGGGCAUCAAUUAUAUUAGAAAGAAAUGGAAUUAAAUUAAAAAAUAUAAUUAUAAACAUUUCAAGAUUAAGAGGACUAACCUAAGAGGAGAUCCUAUUAAACAAGAAAAUCAAAUAUUAGUAGUAGAAAUCAUUCAGAACAAAAUAAAUCAUAAGGUAAUACAAAGAAUAGAUCUAACACUCCAAAUAAUGAAAAACUUUAAGUCUAUGAAAAAGAAGGAAAAUAAUAGAAAUUCGAGUAGCUAAAACAAGAAUUUUAAAAAAUCUACUUUAAUAACACAUUAAUCAAUAAUAAAAAUUAAAAAUAAGAAAACUUAAAAGAAAUAUCAUCAUAAUAAGUUAAAAAGUUAUUUACAGAAUAAAUUGAAAGAAAACAAAAGAUUGAAUAGAAAUAGUAAUAAAUUUAUUAAAAUUAGACGAGAAAAAUCAAUUUAAAAUAAUUCUACGUUUCAAAAUUAAAUUAGUAAAGAUUAAGUUUAUUAAAAAACUAAUAAAAAAUAGGAUUUUGAAGAUCAAAAAAAAAUUAAAUUAAAGCAAAACAACAGAAGCACUAGUAAUUUAUCACACAGAUCAGAUUCUCGAACAUUAACAAAUAUUACAAAAAUUGACUAGUUUGAUCUAAAUAUAAAAAAGAUUUUCAGGCAAUUGGAUGGUGACAAAGAUGGUUUUAUUAGUAAAGAUAAAUUGAAUUUGUCAGGGAUUGAAGUUGAAUUACUUGAAUUAGUAAGCGAAGCAUUAUAUAAAAUUGAGGAAGAAGAUAUAAUUGCAGAUUAAAUAUAAUUUAAAAAAAUUUGUGAAUCUAUGGGAUUAUCAGAGAAACUUAAUCAUUAAAUAGUUUGA